Molecule: messenger RNA, 930 nt
Organism: Lolium rigidum
Lineage: Eukaryota; Viridiplantae; Streptophyta; Magnoliopsida; Poales; Poaceae
Product: probable E3 ubiquitin-protein ligase ATL44
Exons: 1
Coding region: 228-752 (174 amino acids)
Source: RefSeq, a predicted model, not a curated record
UUUACAUCAUUACGUACAAGAAGUACAUUCUCACAAAGUACCGUCUGCUGACAAUGUACUACUGCUAUAUAUAUGAGCUUGUUGGACCUGCAGGGCCUUGAGACACUCAUACGACUGUCCUGCUCUUCACUAGUCACUUCGUGUCUGCUCCACUUCCCUUGCUCUCUCCUCCUACUCUGCCCGCUGACCCUGAUCAUCUUGCCAGGGCCAAGCUUCGAUCGUCCCAAAUGUCCACCAGCUGCCUCAACUUCUUCUCGGCCACGCCGUCCCCGGAGCCUCCGCCGCCUCCGGCGAUGGACUACGACGUGGUGGUGAUCCUGGCGGCGAUGCUCUGCGCGCUGUUGUGCGCGCUGGGGCUCAACUCCGUGCUCCAGCAAUGCAUCGCGCGGUGCACCCGCCGCGCCGUGGCCGGCCCGGUGGACUGGGUGGUGCACCGCCGCGCCAACGCCGGGCUCAAGCGGGAGGUCCUCGUCGCGCUCCCCGUCGCCACCUACAACGCCGAUGCUUCUCCGGCGCAGAAGCAGCAGCAGGCAUCGGCCGGCGCCGGGUGCGCCAUCUGCCUGUCCGACUUCGCCGACGGCGAGAGCGUCCGGGUGCUCCCAGUGUGCGGUCACCGGUUCCACGUCGCCUGCGUCGACAGGUGGCUCGUGUCGCGCUGCUCCUGCCCGACGUGCCGGCGCCGCCUCUCGCCAGAUCGAGGUGACGCCGGAAAAGAGAGCCGCCGGGAGCUGCAUGUUUUGAACGCGGUGUGAUCAUCGACGGUGAUCACCGCUUAUUGUUUCGGUUAUGUCAGGUUCUGCGUGUGACCGAUGCUCACCCCGGCCAUAAACUGUUCGAUGGUUUACACUGCCAUCUUGAGAGAUUUUCAUUUUUGUUCAAUAAAACGAUGAUCAGGCGUUUAACAUGUUACAUGGCUCUGGAUUUUUCGCC